Molecule: messenger RNA, 1090 nt
Organism: Drosophila suzukii
Lineage: Eukaryota; Metazoa; Arthropoda; Insecta; Diptera; Drosophilidae
Gene: Nup37
Product: nuclear pore complex protein Nup37
Cellular component (GO): nuclear pore outer ring
Molecular function (GO): protein binding
Source: RefSeq, a predicted model, not a curated record
UCUUCGAACCAUUUACGGUCAUACUGAAGGAAACAUUUUUGGCGCCGCCGGCAAGUUGUUUCAUUUAUCCAGGAAUAACAAACAAAAAGGGGAAAAUGCGAGCUGUCACAGACCCUGAACACUGCAUCCAACUAAACGAGACAAUCUAUUGCUUCGAGAUUUGCACCAAUGACUUUGCCUACAACCUAAUCGCAGUGGCGCUCAAAAAAGAACUGAGUUUGAUACUCGUAGGACUGCCGGAGGAGAGCGGCGACUUUGGGUACACACACCUCCAGGACCUGGACGUGAGCGACAAGGAUCAGCGGUGCGUCAGCGCACUGGCCUUCUCGCCGGACACCUCGCUGAACUGCACUCCCAACAAUGUGACUUUGUGCGCCGCCCAGGGCAGCCAGCUGAAGAUACUCCGCACCGAUCUGGGUCAGUUCAACACGCUACAGGUGCUCCAUGGCCACGGAGACUAUGUCAACGAUGUGUCCUGGGUCUGCGAGGGUGAGCUGCUGGCCUCGGUCAGCGAUGACUUCACCUGCCGCUUCUGGACGACGGCAGGCAGCGGGGAGAACGUCAUCACAUUCGGCCUGUCCUCAGCAGGAAUGUCCAUCAAGAGCCAUCCCGAGGAUCCCAACAAGGUGCUGGUGGCGGAGAAAAAAGGCAUCAUUCAUCUGUACAAUGUGAGGAGCAAGCAAACGGUCAUCUCCGUGGAGUCCCCCAAAUUCCCGCUCAUGUCGGCGGAUUGGGCCAACAGCAAUAGACUUUUCAUCACCUCCCUAGCUGGCGGGGAUGUGAUCACCUGGGACCUGAACAGACCCUUUGUGCCCGCCGAUGUCAAGCAGGUCCACGAGGAUUGCGGCCGAGUAGUUCGAUUUGCACCAGGAAGCUCCGAAAUGGUCAUAGCCCUGAUUAUCGGGCUAACCUUAAAGGUUUUCGCAGCCAAGUCCACGGUUCCAUUGCUGGAGGCACCCCUAAAAACCUUUGGAGGCAUGGCCUGGCAUCAGCGAUUGCCUUAUAUCACGGCGGUCUCUGAUAGGAAACUGCUCUUCUGGAAAGUGCAAAUGAAGUAAAGCAUGCCGAACACUAAAAUAAAGUUACAUUG